Messenger RNA from Mizuhopecten yessoensis (Yesso scallop), 2294 nucleotides. Its product is annotated as protocadherin-like wing polarity protein stan. Gene Ontology annotation, cellular component: plasma membrane. Gene Ontology annotation, molecular function: calcium ion binding. Lineage: Eukaryota; Metazoa; Mollusca; Bivalvia; Pectinida; Pectinidae. The coding region runs from base 1 to 1080 and encodes 359 amino acids. Gene Ontology annotation, biological process: homophilic cell-cell adhesion. The transcript has 7 exons. The record is from RefSeq and is a predicted model, not a curated record.
AUGUUAUCUGGCUUGCUAUCCACGUCGUCGUCCACCAUUGUAGACUACGAGAGUUUGACGAGUAAAAGUUUUACUGUGGAUGUGACAGUGACUGAUGGCACAGAUACAGACACUUACUCCACGUUCACUGUUAACGUCAUAGAAGUUAACGAAGCUCCAGUAUUUGGGAGUACGAUCUACUAUGUCAGCGGAAAUGAAGGAAAUGCUGGGGAGAGCUUUAGUAGCCCAGGAUUUGUGGUGACUGAUCCGGAUGUCAGCGCCAGUCAAUCCUACACUGUCGACUGUCCCGCCAUUGCAAUGGAUUCCACUACAGGCGCGGUGACCUUGAGUGGAACGUACGACCUUGACGUUGUCGGUACGGCGUCAGUUUUGACCUGUAUUGCCACUGUAUCGGACGGCGAGCUGACUGAUACGACACAACUCAUAGUCACAAUUAAUGACGUCAACGACCAUAUUCCGUCGUUCGCCCAUGCAUCAUAUACAUUAUACACGACCAUUUACGGUAACGUUGGCGAUACGAUUGGGAGUAUAGCGGCUACGGACGGGGACCUGGGUAUUAAUGGGGCGAUUAGCUAUACGCUGGACCAAACCUCCCUCAACGAAUCGUACUUCGGGGUAACCGGGACAGGGAACCUAUACAUUAACAGAUUUCUUACGUCAUUUGGAGAUGGGACAUAUUUUUCAUUUUCUGCCAAUGUGACCGACUACGGUGGCCUGACAGAUACCGCCGAUAUAAAUGUCGUUGUAUAUGCAACCACCACCGUACCAACCACGUCCACGACGGAGAGGUACGCCACUUUCUUCGAGUAUCCUCCUAACAUUGCCUGGUUUACCGUGUUCUGUAUGACCGCGGUCACCGCCACAGCUGCGUUUUCUUACCUGGCUUAUGCGCACGGAUUUCUCAGACAGCUAACAUGUGAAGAUCUAAAGUCUGUGUUUAGAGUCAAGAAAAAGCGAAAAGUCAUCAAAAGAAGACAUCGGAAGAAAAUCCGCGAUUUAGGGCAUGGACAGAGGGAGCUGAACAGGGGUGUGACGUUCGCCUCGACAGACAUUACAAAACACAUUAACACUAAAAUCUAAAGAUCGAGCGCUGUCACGAGGGACAACCGUAUUACUUACUCUGACGAUAGAUUGCCACUUUGAGUUUUUUUUGGAAGAUGCAUCAGCAGUAUUUUGGCAGCUGAGUGUCAACCUGAGGGCCAUUUAGAGACACCAUCACUUAGCUAUGACGACCAUGUGCAGCCCUGAGGGAUAUUGAGAGAAAUCACCAACACGAGUCUCACCGAGCGCCGCCCCAACAAGCAUUGAAAACACAUCAAUACGGAACAUUGACUGCAAUAUGCCGCUUAUAGGACCCUUUGAAACCUUUUCAAAAGUCAUCAUAUUUAGGCCAUAGGAAAUUUAAGUAUAAACUAUUUAAUGUGUUAUGCUAUAUAGAAAUCAUCUACAGUCAUUCGUUGGUACACUUACGCAUCAUUUCGAAUUCACGUUUUAGAAAUAAUUUAGCGUUUUCGAGAAGUGAACGGAAUUUCUUCAACAUCGAUCUCAAACGUUACGCGCCUUCAACUAUCAUAUACACGGUUACCUCUCGUGUACUAUUUGCACCGGAGGAUAACCAAUGGAAGCUCAAAUGAACCUGUUUGUAUAAUAUAUAUCCAGAUACCCACUUUGAUAGAUUGCCUGCGGUGAUGCGUUGCAAUGACUCACAUAGGAGGACGGUCGAUAAUACGACGAGGUAGAACUGUUUUCGUUUCUUAUUUGUAUACCUCUGGUCCACAUGUGCAAACUACAACGAAUAUCAACACAAAACCUGUAUUUCACACAUACGUUGAAAGAAAAUAGCUAGUUUAAAAAGGUAAACCCUAAGAAAAAGUCAACGGGAUACACGCAUAUAUUUAGGGUGCACAAUAGCUUUUUGCAUGUUAUACAAAGGUCUCAUAUUUUUGUUAUUGAUAGUGGACGGCUGUCCUAAAUAUAUUAAAUGAUUUUUAUAUAAAUGAGAAUUAUAAUAUAACAAAUUGUACUUAACAUAAGGGGGUUACUUAUUUGGCAGAUUUGGCGAUUGUUUUUAAUAAGUCCAACAUAUUUAAAAUCACUCUUUUAUACAUAGACUAAGCACGGUAAUUGAUCAAGAUUACUGUGUGAUAUGUUCACUGAAUUCAUCAAUUAUCUUAUUUUAACUCGAUCGUUCGUUUAUUUUAUUUUAGUUCAUCUAAAAUGCGAUACUUGCUUUUUUUUUUAAUAUGAACAUUUAUUCUUUAUGUUCUAUGCACUAUUUAAACUGUUUUUUUAAA